AGUUCUUCUGUGGCCUUUUUCUUCCCACUUGCUAAGCAAUUCCCAGUGCUCAAUCAACAUCUUUUUAAGCACAGUUUGUGAGAGAUAUUAAUCACACCUGCUUUCCUCUGUGAUUAGCCCUCAGAAAUCUGCUUGAAUUCAUUGCUUUUCUCAAGUUGCAGAGAUGGUGUCUGAUAACAUAAGAAACUCUGUUGUUUUUUAUGCAUCUCUCUUCUCUCUGUGUUGGCAAAAUAUUGUAUCCUUAGCCCUCACUUUUCUUCAGCGAUUCUGCUGUGCUUUUGCCAUCCAGAUCUUUAAAACUGGAAUUUUUAGCUUUAGCAGUGGAGAAGGCUUAAAAUUCAUACCAGAUGAGCCAAGCCCAACUUGUGCAUCCAUAAUUGAUGAGGUGGGUGAUACUUCUGAGAGUGAAAAAUUGUUGCAGAACAUCAAAAAAUGGGAUCUUGCUAGAAUUUUUCAUGUUUUGGACAGCAAUAGGGAUGGCAUGGUGAGCACAGAUGACAUACAAGGUCUGCUACAAAAGCUUGGUCUACAGUACUAUUGUGAUGAUGGUCUGAAAAUCAUGACAAAUUUUCCGGAGCAUUUGAGCUUCGAUGAAUUCUGCAGAGUUUGUGUGAGUUUGGUAGAAGAUUUUGAAUGUGCAGAGGGGGUGAAGCAGGUGUCUGAGAAAGAGGAGUUGAAGGAAGCAUUCUGUGUUUUUGACAAAAAUGAUGAUGGUUUUAUCACCCCACCUGAGCUUCAAAAUGCCUUACUCAAUCUGGGUUUCAGAGAAGCAAAUGAGUUGGAAAAUUGUGAUGCAAUGAUAGCUAAAUUUGACAGAAAUUGUGAUGGUAAAAUAGAUUUUGAGGAGUUUGAGAAUAUGAUGACAAUUGUAAACUGAGUUCACAAGAAAUUUGGAUUUUUUUUAUAUGUCAAUAUGUUUUCACAGUUUGGGAAUUUAAAUGGAUGUAUAU
Messenger RNA from Cryptomeria japonica (Japanese cedar), 950 nucleotides. Its product is annotated as probable calcium-binding protein CML44. The transcript has a single exon. The coding region runs from base 164 to 877 and encodes 237 amino acids. The record is from RefSeq and is a predicted model, not a curated record. NCBI's taxonomy places the organism in Eukaryota, Viridiplantae, Streptophyta, Pinopsida, Cupressales, Cupressaceae. Gene Ontology annotation, molecular function: calcium ion binding.